AUGGCAACGGAGACGAAAUUCCUGUCGGAGUCAAGAGCCGUUCUAAGAGAUAUCUUUCGUUCCGCCGUGAAAGCGGUGUCGCCGAGCGAAAUUAUAAGGAGGAGGGUGAGACUCCGAGGUAACGCUUUGUACGUCGACGAGAGGAAUUUCCCGCUUAAAGGUGACGUUUACCUCGUCGGAUUCGGUAAGGCGGUUAUGGGGAUGGCUGUGGAGCUCGAGCGAGUACUCGGCGACACUUUGAAGAAGGGCAUUGUCAGCGUGCCGAGUAUGUCGAGGGACGCUAUGUGGGCCUCCGAGGAUAAAUCUAGCUUCCCUAAGUUGCACAACAGUAGGAUAGACUAUCGCGAAGGUGGCGUCAACAAUCAACCUGAUGCCAGAUCGUUGGACACCACACACGACAUUAUAGACCUGGUUGAAAAGUUAACCGAGACGGAUACUCUGGUAGUAUUAGUGUCAGGUGGAGGCUCCGCAUUGCUGUACAUGCCGAGGCCCGUCCUGGCUCAAGAAGACAAGUUGGAACUUUGUAAGAAGCUCCAAAACGCAGGUGCCGAUAUCACCGAGCUUAACACCGUGAGACAAAAGCUGUCUCUGGUAAAAGGCGGUGGUUUGGCACGUAUGGCCUAUCCCGCGUCCGUUGUUACGCUGAUAUUGUCCGAUAUUGUCGGUGAUCCUGUAGACUUGAUCGCCAGUGGUCCUACUGUUUAUAAUCCGAGAACACCGGAGCAUGCUGUUGCCAUUUUAAAGAAGUAUAACUUGUUUCAGUCACUUGAGGGUAACUUAAAGACUGUUGUAACAUCCAAGGAGCCGUUUAACGAUAAACCAUUGUUAAAUCCAGCUACAGCUAAAACUGCCACUAAACAAUUCAAACACGUGACGAAUAUAAUUCUAGGAAACAAUACAAUGGCUCUUGAAGCUGCGAAACUUGAAGCUUCGCGCAAAAAAUUGACUCCAAUAAUCUUAAAGAAUAAUGUCACGGGAAAUGUACAAGACGUUAGUUCAGCGUAUGUUCACUUAACAAGUCUGAUAUGUCUCGUUUUACUAAAUGAGCUGGAGAGACAAGAAUUUUACGACAAAGUACGGACUAUGUCAAUACUUUCAUUAUCUACUGACAAAGUCGACGAAAUCUUUCAUCAUCUUAUUGGCAAUCUCGAUGGUAUAGUUUUAAUCGGAGGUGGAGAACCUACGGUUGUGGUAACAGGUCACGGAAAAGGCGGUAGAAAUCAGGAAUUAGCUUUACGUUUUUCACUAGAUUGGUUAGCAAAAAUCAAAACUUAUCCGCGAUUUGCCGAGUACGAUGUGAUUAUGCUCAGUGCAGGUACCGAUGGUCAAGAUGGUCCUACCGAUGCAGCAGGUGCAUUUGGCUAUCCUGCUAUUGCGCCCGUAAUGCACGAUUUUUAUACAAAAAUUAAAUCUAUGACUACCAAAGAAAAUGCACAGGAAAUAAUGACAGACAGGAAAAUGCAGGAUUCGUACAAACGACAGCAAACGAGUAGAUUUGUAGCAGAAUCUAAUGUUGAACAAAAAGAACGAGAUUGCAGUAGCACGAUAGAAAAAUCUUCUCGAGAAGAUGUUAAUGAACAUAUCGAUCAUUUAGUAUUAAAGACAAUGGAAGUAGAACGCAUGUUACCUGAAAAUGUCUUAAAAGAAAACGAUACGUAUAAUUUUUACUCGCGCUUUAAGAAAGGGACAGACUUAAUUAAAACGGGAAACACUGGUACUAAUGUUAUGGAUUUACAUUUUAUUUAUAUAAAAAAACGGCCGUGCAAGUGUGAGAUUGAUUCUUCUGAUAAAUCAAUAUAUGAAGAAGAUAUCUUGAACAUACACGAUUUACACAUUGACGCAUUGACUAUGGAAAAGUACAAGGCUGCAUGUGCUCCCUUAAAAUUCAAGAAAGACGAACUUUUACAAACUCCAUCUUUAACUACUGAAGCAAAAGCGGAAAAACCGUUUCUAAAAAGUAUUGAUAAAAAUUUUACAGAUAUGUGUUGUACUAAAAAACGUAAAGUUGAUUAAUUAAAAGUAUAUCAAGA
This is a messenger RNA of Cyphomyrmex costatus, 2030 nucleotides long. RefSeq names its product glycerate kinase. Gene Ontology annotation, cellular component: cytoplasm. The record is from RefSeq and is a predicted model, not a curated record. Gene Ontology annotation, molecular function: glycerate kinase activity. The coding region runs from base 1 to 2013 and encodes 670 amino acids. The transcript has a single exon. Gene Ontology annotation, biological process: protein phosphorylation. Lineage: Eukaryota; Metazoa; Arthropoda; Insecta; Hymenoptera; Formicidae.